CGUCUUUUCUCCUGCACGUUUCUCUUCUCCUCAUAUCUUUAGAGCACAAUAACGGAAGCCCACGCGUGUGUUUAUACAGUCCUGGAGCAGCACACAGUCCAACAGUCAGCACCAACAGCAAACUUAUGAGUCCAAGGGGUUGAUCAUGGCGGAUGAUAUGACAGCUCCCCUGCUCACUGAAGAUUAUAGUGAUGAUCAGACACUCAGCCGCCCAACAGUGGCCGUAUUGGGUUCUGGAGAUUUUUCCCGCUCUCUGGCUGUGCGGCUGGUGUCCUCUGGGGUCCGGGUGGUGGUCGGGAGUCGGUGUGUGAACCGUAUCCCGCCGGGACUGUUCCCAGACGCAGUGGCGUUGAGGAACCAGGAGGGGGCGGCAGCACAAGCAGCAUGUGUGGUCUUCCUGGCAUUAUUUCCCGAACACUACGGCUCACUGCUGGGCCUGCGUUCUGUUCUAGCUGGGAAGGUGCUGGUGGACGUAAGCAAUGCAGAAAUGCUGAAUAUUUAUGGGCCGUCUAAUGCGGAACGACUGGCCGAACUGUUUCCGGAAAGCCUGGUGGUCAAAGGUUUCAACACGGUUUCAACCUGGGAGCUGCAGACCGGGGCUCAUGAUGGAAGCAAACAGGUGUUGAUCUGCAGUAACAGCACAGACGGCAAGAGGAAAGUCCUCCAGCUGGCUCGACAGAUGGGUUUCCAUCCGCUGGAUAUGGGUGGCUUGCCUGCUGCCCGAGAAAUCGAAGUCACUUCAUUACGUCUAUUCCCAUCAUGGAGUGGACCAGUCGUGCUCACCUUCCUCCUCUUCCUCUUCUUCUACACCUAUGGUUUUCUGCGGGGGAUUCUGCUGCCGUCUAUUCUACAAGGAUCUCGCGAUCUUUUUUACCGUCUCGCUCUGGAGCUGGUGAAUGAGAGUCUGCCGGCGGUCGCGUUGGUGAUUUUGGCUCUGGUGUACUUGGCUGGUUUGUUUGCUGCGUUUGUGCAGCUCUGGAGGGGAACCAAAUAUCAGCGGUUCCCAUCAUGGCUGGACAACUGGCUGCAGAGGAGGAAGCAGCUGGGUUUGUUGAGUUUUCUAUGCGCGGCGCUGCACGGUGUCUACAGUGUUUGCCAACCGCUGCGCAGAGUUACACAGCACAGACUCACCAAUGCUGCAUACAGACAGGUUAAAGCGGGUACAGAAGAGCCCUGGGAUGAGCUGGCGGUGUGGAGGUCUGAGUUGUACCUGUCCUGUGGAGUUUUGGGUCUUGGUGUUCUCUCUUUACUGGCCAUCACUUCUGUUCCCUCCGUGGGAAACACACUCAACUGGAGAGAGUUCACAUUUGUACAGUCAGGUUUGGGCUACGUCGCUCUGACCCUCUCCAUCAUGCACACGCUCUUCUUCGGCUGGGAUUUUGCCUUCCACAUUGAGGCGUAUCCGUUCUACAUGCCACCGAUUUUCCUGCUAGCUGCGGUUUUGCCCUGCAUCGUUCUGCUGAGCCGAUGUUUUCUGCUUCUGCCCUGCAUCUCCAGCAGACUUUCACGAAUCCGCCGCGGAUGGGAGAGUAAACGCAACUGCCCAGUAUUCCAACACCACCAUCUGCAGGUCAACGGGGUACCAUAGUAUUCAAUAACAGUUCAUUUGUAUAGCGCUUUUCACAAUAAUUAUUGCCUCAAAGCAGCUUUACAACAGGUGCACAUUAUUGAAUUACAAUCAAAUUCGGGAAAGUUAAGGUUAUUAGUUAGCAUAGCUUUACUAGUUACUAAUGACUUUAACUAAUUAACUACUAAUAGCUUUUUAGUACAUUCACCGGCCACUUUAUUAGUACACCUUACUAGUAGCGGAUUGGACCCUCUUUUGCCUUCAGAACCGCCUUAAUCCUUCAUGUCAGAGAUUCAACAAGCUACUGGAAAUAUUCCUCAGAGAUUUUGCUCCAUAUUGACAUGAUAGCAUCACAUAGUUGCUGCAGAUUUGUCAGCUGCGCAUCCAUGAUGCCAAUCUCCUGUUCCACCACAUCCCAAAGGUGCUCUAUUGGAUUGAGUUCUGGUGACUGUGGAGGACAUUGAACUCAGUGAACUCAUUGUCAUGUUCAAGAAACCAGUCUGAGAUGAUUUGCAUUUUAUGAGCGACCACCAGCAGCCUGAACCGCUGAUACAAGGCAAGAUGGAUCCAUGUGCUAAAAUUCUAAAAUGCAUGGCGCUGCAUGGCGUGGCGAAUCCGGUGUGCGGAUUUCUUCCUCAUGAUAGCCUUCAGUUAUUGUUUAUUGUUUAUUUAUGAAAUAGUAAACGUGUGCAUUAUUAUUAUUCUUUUUUUACCUCAGAUGAUCAUCCUCAGGCUCACUUACUGUCAAUGUCGGGGAAAAAAAAAAGUCAUAUAUUACAAUCUAUAGUCACAUUUUUUAAUGAGUUCGUUAGCUUUUAAGGAAAUUAAUGCCAAAAUAUGUGUUCUUUCUGCAUUAUACAUAUACACAUAUAUACGUAUACAUAUAUAUACAUAU
Molecule: messenger RNA, 2462 nt
Organism: Danio aesculapii
Lineage: Eukaryota; Metazoa; Chordata; Actinopteri; Cypriniformes; Danionidae
Gene: steap3
Product: STEAP family member 3, metalloreductase
Exons: 5
Coding region: 146-1588 (480 amino acids)
Biological process (GO): copper ion import
Cellular component (GO): endosome; plasma membrane
Molecular function (GO): ferric-chelate reductase (NADPH) activity; cupric reductase (NADH) activity
Source: RefSeq, a predicted model, not a curated record